Messenger RNA from Penicillium antarcticum, 1230 nucleotides. RefSeq lists its product as uncharacterized. The record is from RefSeq and is a predicted model, not a curated record. The transcript has a single exon. NCBI's taxonomy places the organism in Eukaryota, Fungi, Ascomycota, Eurotiomycetes, Eurotiales, Aspergillaceae. Bases 1 to 1230 code for a protein of 409 amino acids.
AUGUCUUCAGGCGCAGCUACUGCUGCUGCUGCCAAUACCAGUGCGGCUCCUACUGCUGAACCUGCGGCAACAAAUGCGGCAACUGCGGCCAACACGCCGACCAGUUCUGCGGCUGCAACCACGGCCAGUUCUGCGGCCGAAACCACCUCCUCUGCGCAGCCCACAACCUCCAGCGAACCGACUACUAGCAGCAGCAGCAGUACCAGCAGCACUUCGAGUUCGAGUAGCACCAUUAGCACAUCUUCGACCGUGCCUACUACAACCUCUUCGUCUACGUCUACAACAUCCACAUCAUCAACCUCUUCCACAAUCGAGCCGACCACUACCGAGGCCCCUUCGACUACCGUACUUCCCUCAACUAGCAGUGGCUCAGCCGGAACGACCGUUGUUUACGUUACGUCUACCGCCGCCCCGAGUGAGAACACUAGUGCCUCCAUCACAUCUUCCAGCGCGACCGACUCUGCCGCUCUCGCAACCUCUACUGCAGCAGCCAGCUCCGGCGGUCUUUCUCCCAGCGGAACAAUUGCUGUUGCUGUCGUUGUGCCAGUGGUUUCCGUGGCCUUGAUCGUCUUGGCAGCCAUCUUCUUCUGGCGCAAGCGCAAGGCGAACAAGGCGAACGAGGAAGAGCGCCGCAAAGAGGUGGAGGAGUACGGCUUCAACCCCAACAACGACCCAACUCUCCCCGGAAUGGCAGGCGUGGUGGCACCGAAGGACGACACUUCCUCUGGAUACCGUGGAUGGGGAACUACUUCUGCUGGACGCAAGGCAUCCACCAACCUCUCCAGCGGUAUGGGCGGUCUCGCCAUGUCGGAAGGAAGCAGCCCCGGCUACCACCAUGUCGCGACUCCCAGCGAAGGCACUGUGCAAUACUCGGAUGGAGUUCGACCGGACUCUGGCGAGGUUGAGCCCAUUGGUGUCCUUGGUGCCGCGCCCGCAGCCGCCAACAACCGCACUGGCGACAUUCACCGUGGCCCUUCCAACGCAUCCUCUGCCUAUUCAGCUGCCAACCGCUCCGAGGCUUCGGAGGAAAGCCACAUGUCUGCCGCACACCCGUCGGGUGGCUACUACGGUGAGAACCCGUACUACGGCGACAUCAACACCCACGGUGCCUACGGCGACGAGUCCUAUCAGCCCGUUAUCCGCGACGUCCAGGCACGUCGCAACACACGCAUCGAAAACCCCGGUGUCUACCCCCGACAAGGGAAUGCCGGUAUCGCCCAGAACUUCUAA